Photinus pyralis (common eastern firefly) is the source of this 872-nucleotide messenger RNA. Its product is annotated as ADP-ribosylation factor-like protein 16. Lineage: Eukaryota; Metazoa; Arthropoda; Insecta; Coleoptera; Lampyridae. The transcript is spliced from 2 exons. The coding region runs from base 1 to 492 and encodes 163 amino acids. The record is from RefSeq and is a predicted model, not a curated record. Gene Ontology annotation, molecular function: GTPase activity; GTP binding.
AUGUUGUGUUUGGGCCCUGUUGGCUCUGGAAAAACUUUGUUGCUAAAGAAGUUACAGCAUUCCGAAAAUGUAGACUGCACAUCAUCGUCAGUUCCAACUGUAGGAACAAACAUAUGUACAAUUAAACGACAAAAUUUUACUAUGACCAUCCGAGAAUUAGGCGGAACGAUUGCUCCACUUUGGAAGCAAUAUUUCAACGGGGUCUUGAAAGUUAUGUACGUUGUGGACGCUUCGAAUUUAUGUCAAAUUUCUGCCGCUGGUGUGUUAUUUUAUGAAGUGCUCGCAAACCCUUUGUUGAAAGAUGCCAAAUUUCUACUAGUACUAUCCAAAAUGGAUGUUAGUUAUAGACAGAUGCGUAAUGAGGCUUUACUUAUGCUGCAAGUUUCUAAAUUACAACAUGAAGUUCAACAAAAUAUUCAGAUUGUCGAGGCUAGUGCAAUUAGUGGAGUUGGGUGUAAUGAAAUCUACGAAUGGUUAAUGAAAAUGUUUUAACUUAUUUCUAUUUAGGUUAGGUUAGGUUAGUAUCAAUUAAAUCCCAGAUCAAUUAAAAGAAAUUACUACUGGAAUACUUUAAUAAUUGAAGAUGUUGGCGUGAAUGAAUAUGAAGCAUCUUUCCAAUAGUCUUAAAUGCAUCGAUAUUGCUAGCAUGUAUGAAGGAAAUGGAAGGAAGGUAUUUAAAUCUUCUAUCUUUUGGUGCAUUCAUUCAAAACUUCAAACAAUGCUGUGACUAAGAAAUGGAACAGAUUUGGCAGCAUAGUUGAAAGCGGGAAUACUUUGAAAAAAGCAGAAAAUGUCAAGAAAUUGUUCUCGAGAGAACCGUUUUGAUAAAAGAAGUAAACCAGAAGGAAUAUACCCUAAGAAACAAUAUUGAA